GCCAAUAGAUUGAUUAGUCUGAAAAGAACAAAUAAGCUUCUAGCAAAUUACAUGCAAAAAAAUCAUAUAAAAUUAAUCGAAUCUGUACUUUUAGAAGUUUAGUUUUAAAAUGUCACUCUCAGAAAAUACAUCAAAAACAGAAAUGAACAGCAACAUUCAAGAAGCAGACAAGUUAAUAACACAACGUCAAUUUCACAAAGCUUAUCACUAUCUCAAGGUUUCAUUGAAAACUUACGAUGAUGUUGAAUUGUUAUGGCGAUAUGCUCGAGCGUGUUUUUUCUGUGUUUAUUAUGUUCCAACGAAACCAAGUAAAGAACACUGUGAAAAAUAUCUCACUGAAGGGAUGAAUGCUGCUAAGAAGGCAAUGGAAAAAGAUCCUAAUCAUGCUAAUUCUUUGACGUGGUAUGGUAUUUUAUGGGAUGAAUGCAAUCAGUUAAAAGGUUUGGAAGAAAGAUUCAAAUAUGUUUUACAGUUAUAUGAUAUAUGGACGAAAUCACAGAAGAUUGAUCCGAAUAAUUUUGUAACUGAAAGCAGUAUAGGAAUGUGGCAUUUUAUUAUGACAGAAGUAUAUAGUACAAAACCAGAACUGUUGAAAGCUACAAAAUAUACUGGAAAGGAAUUUUCUUAUGAAUUGGCAUUAAAGCACAUGUUGAAAUGUGAAGAAUUGGCUCCUAUGAGAUCUGUAAUAACAUUAGCGUAUUUGGCCAAAUGCUAUGCACGUCUAAAACAAACAGACAAAGCAAAAGAGUUUUGUCACAAAGUACUCAAUUAUCCUGUAAAGCACGUUGAAGCAGAGCAGUCUAAGAAAGAAGUUGAAGAAUUAAUGAAGACACUUAAAUGAUUGUGUUCUAAAAAAAAUUAUUUGUCUUCUAUCACAUUACAAUUUCUAGUGUUUACUAACGUAUUUCGUAGUGUUUUAUGUGAAUGAAUAUUUUAUGAAUAUAUUUGGUGUUUGCUCUCAA
This is a messenger RNA of Schistosoma turkestanicum, 962 nucleotides long. NCBI's taxonomy places the organism in Eukaryota, Metazoa, Platyhelminthes, Trematoda, Strigeidida, Schistosomatidae. The record is from the annotation of a GenBank genome assembly.